Molecule: messenger RNA, 1806 nt
Organism: Clunio marinus
Lineage: Eukaryota; Metazoa; Arthropoda; Insecta; Diptera; Chironomidae
Source: the annotation of a GenBank genome assembly
GAUUACAAAAAAAAGGAAAGAAAAGUUUAAAAUGAUUAAACUCAUUGAUAAAGAAAAAGUAGUCAGAGCUGUCGGUAAAACAUGUCUUCUCAUCAGUUAUACUACAAAUGCAUUUCCUGGAGAAUAUAUUCCGACAGUCUUCGAUAAUUAUUCGGCAAAUGUGAUGGUUGAUGGAAAGCCAAUAAAUUUGGGACUUUGGGAUACAGCUGGACAAGAGGAUUAUGAUCGAUUACGUCCUUUAUCAUAUCCGCAAACUGACGUUUUCUUAAUAUGUUUCUCUUUGGUUAAUCCAGCAUCUUUUGAAAAUGUUAGAGCGAAAUGGUAUCCAGAAGUGCGUCAUCAUUGUCCAUCAACUCCCAUUAUCUUGGUGGGAACCAAAUUAGAUUUACGAGAUGAUAAGAAUACAAUCGAGAAAUUGCGCGAUAAGAAAUUACAGCCAAUUACAUAUCCACAAGGUCUGGCCAUGGCUAAGGAGAUUAGUUCAGUAAAGUAUUUAGAGUGUUCAGCUCUUACGCAGAAAGGUCUGAAAACUGUAUUCGACGAAGCAAUCCGCGCUGUCUUGUGUCCGAUUGUCAUGACGAAGCCGAAACGUCGUUGUACAUUGCUUUAAGUCGGUCAGAUGUCAACUGCCUCUCAUUUUGCAAAAAAAAGAAAAAAACAUCAACCAAACUAUACAAAAAAAAGCAUAAAAAGCAUAAAACACGAUUGAUCGUACAAAAGUGUGAGAAUAAUGUGGAAAAAAUGUUGUAACAACAAUCGAAACAUAUUAUUGAUAAAAGAGAUGUUAGGAAAAUCGCCAAUUAACAUCAUUCACCUCCUUUCCUCUUAUAUUUCUUCAAGAAUAAAAAGUUCUAUCGUGCGCGCAUCAAUUACACUAUUAAUAAAAUUAAAUUGCUACUGAAAGAACAUUUUAUACUAAAAUCGAUUAGAAAAUAAUUAAUCAUGGAUGACAAAUAUCCUUGAAGCGAUUUUGGAGAAGAUUCACCACUAAUCAGUGAUUAACAUAAGCGAUAAUUGUUGAUAAUGGGAGAAUGUAUGUUUAUGUUUUUAACAUUUUCUUUUAAAUGUAAAAUAUUUUAUUUUACUUUCUUCUCUUACUGCUUUUUUUUAACUUCGAUAAUCAAUUAAUCAUUUUGUUAUAAGUUAUGUAAGAUUAUAAAUGAAACUUUCGGCCGCCGAAACAUUUUAAGUUUUCUUCUUUUGGGAAUCUUUAAACAUGGGAGUUGCUUUGGUGUUUAGAAUGUACUGGCAAUGAAUCAAAGAGAUCUGCAUUAUCUUCUUUUGCCAUUUAAUUCCAUGUUUCUAGAUUAAAGUAUCCAAAAAAGCUGUUUCAGUAUGUAACUUUUUCUUUUUUUUCGAAAGCGCAGAAAUCAGAAGAUUUAUAAAUUUCUUUAUUUAAAUUAAAACUUUCAAUGCCUUCAAAGUGUCAAAAAGGAGGAAAACGAAAGUUGCUUCUUUUUAUUAUAAAAUAAAUCGCUUGAUUCUUAAUCGGAACAAACGGCUUAAAGUUUGAUAGCUGCACAUGAUUAAUUUGUUUUAUAUCUACAUAUAAAACUGGUAAUAAUUAAAUUGAUAGAAGAGAAAAAAAAAAUUGUAGAUUUUAAGUGCUUUUGGCAAUAGGAAAAUCAAACAAAAAAAAUAUAUUUUGUCUACGCUCAUCGGGACCUCGAUAUAGUUAGUUAUGAUACCAACAAACUGAGCAUGUUCCGAUUAAGUUAAUCAGCAAAACUUUUUAUUUUCAUUUUGAAAACUUAUAAAAUUAAAAGAAUUGAGGAAAAUAUUAACUGAAUUUUAACUAAAUGUAAA